This is a messenger RNA of Fomitopsis serialis, 1110 nucleotides long. Its product is annotated as Sin3 associated polypeptide p18-domain-containing protein. The record is from RefSeq and is a predicted model, not a curated record. Gene Ontology annotation, biological process: negative regulation of DNA-templated transcription. The coding region runs from base 131 to 997 and encodes 288 amino acids. Gene Ontology annotation, cellular component: nucleus. The transcript has 3 exons. Gene Ontology annotation, molecular function: transcription corepressor activity; transcription factor binding. NCBI's taxonomy places the organism in Eukaryota, Fungi, Basidiomycota, Agaricomycetes, Polyporales, Fomitopsidaceae.
GCGACAGUCACAGUGGUCCAAAGCCAUGGACCCCGGAAAGGCGAAUUACGUCAGCAAUCCUUCGGCCACGCGCGCUUAGACCCAACACAGUUCAUACUCGACUCCCAACGUCCUCCUCGUCGCCCUCGCAAUGGAAGAUACAACGCCUUCCGGUCGUCCCAUCAUUGACAGGGGAAAGACGGCCCCGUUCCUCAUCCGCACCUUCAUCAAAAUCGGCAGCUUCCACCGUGUUGCACAGUUCGAAGAUGGCCCUAUUCCAACAGCGGACGAGCACCAAAUCUUUACAUGGAAGGAUGCAACACUGCGCGAAGUGCUGACCACCCUCCGCGCAACUGCACCCGCCCUGCCCGAGAUGCGGCAUCCUCUCGCGCGCUACUCCUUCCGUACGCUCUACGCCGACAGUGCGACGCGCGGGCGACUGAAUCAAAAAGACCUCGGCAUCGUCUACUCGCGCGACAUCCUUGGCGAGCCCGGCUCGCUGGCUGCACCCGCACCGCGCCUCCUCACUGAUGAGGACGUCCCACCAGGCGACGACGAGCGUUCGCUCGAUGAGCUUCGCUUCGUGCCCGGUGAUUAUCUUUGCGUCGCCGUCCUCCUCCCGAAGAACGCCACAAUCCCGGGACCUGGCGGCGAGCUCGCCAUCAAAGGCAGCGCUACGCCUGUGAGUGCUCCUGCAGCAAAUGGCUGGAAGAGUGGUGCGAGAACGGACGGCGGUUGGGGAGGGGGUGCAUCCGUUGCCGCUGGUCCACCAGGUGGGCUGGGAAGGGGCGGUGGACAUUGGCGCGGCGGCUCAGACGCGCCCCCAGCUGGGCCGCGUGGUGGGCGUGGUGGACGCGGUGGGUUUGGUGGAAGGGACAGGGAUGACGACAGGCGCGUGCCCCCUCCACGCCGAGACUCACCACCUCCGCCGAGGAGGGAUACCCGGGGUGACCGUCGAGACAGACGGGGUGGCUCACGGUCGAGGAGUCCGCCGAGGCGGCGGUUGCGAUAUGACUGAGGUGUGCUGUAUUCUAUUCUGUUUUCUCGCAAUUACAUGUCGGGCUGCUCUGCUUCGUGCUGUCGUCAAUCCACGUCGGUUAUUAUAUGAUCGUAUGCUCGGUUCGACACAAC